AUGAUUAAGACAUGGAAGGAGAAACUAGUAGAGAGCGAGAAUAUGUCUGGGUAUGAUAUAGAUGAUAAUGUACAGGAAUUUCCGGUAAAGAAUCCACUCGAAAUGUCAGGCUCUCAAAUUCCUGGACAGGAAAGUGAGCAGCCUGUGACUGAUAACGUAUCAGGCAAUGCUGAGGAUCAGGCUCAGAUGAGCAGAGAAGUUCACUCAGUUGCUGGGACAGGUAAAGAUUAUGCUACUGCAUCAACAGCUAAUGUUGUUCAAGUACCUGCGCCAGCAGCUGAUCUCUUGACUGUACUUAUGGCACAAUUAGAUCUAAGGGAGAAGCAACGUGAGGAAAAGAAAAGACAGGAACGCCUUGAACGCGAACGCAGGGAACAGGAGCGUGAUGCUCAGUUCCUGAAUCUUACAGUGCCUUGCAUCCUGGGACUUGAUGCGCUGCGGGAAAUGAAGGCUAGAAUUGACCUCUUCCGGGCCAACUGCACUUUGUCCUAUGGCAACCGGCAAAUUAACCUGAUACUGGUGGUGGGCGGGCAGGCGGCGGCCGUGGAGCGCUUCCCGUGGCAGGUGUCUCUGCAGCAGCGCGGCCGCCAUCACUGCGGCGGCGCCCUGGUCAGGCCACAGUGGGCGCUGACCGCGGCGCACUGCGUCGCCUCCUACUUGGGGCUCGGCCUCAGCGUGCGCGCCGGCACGUCCACCAGAGGCAGCGGCGGCGUCGUGCGCGCCGCCUCCAGUGUCCACCCCCACCCCGGCUUCUCCUGGACCUCUUUCGACUACGACGUCGGCCUCGUGAAGGUCGCGGACCCCUUUGUCUUUGGUGCAACAAUUCAGGCAGCGGGACUGCCAUUGAAGGAGCCGGCCGUGGGAUCGCUGGUGACGGUGACCGGCUGGGGCAGGCUGUCGGAGCACGGGCCGCCGGCCACCCAGCUGCAGGCGCUCACCGAGCCCGUGCUGGACCCGCGGCGCUGCGGCGAGGCGUACGCCUUCCUGGGCGGCAUCACGCAGCGCAUGCUGUGCGCCGGCUUCCCCGAGGGCGGCCGGGACGCCUGCCACGGCGACAGCGGCGGCCCGCUGGUGCAGCGCCGCCUCCUCGUCGGCAUCGUGUCCUGGGGCCUCGGCUGCGCGCGGCCCGGCCUGCCGGGCGUCUUCUCCAACGUCGCCGCCCUGCGGCCCUGGAUCACUGAGCACAUAGGCCCCGCUUGA
Molecule: messenger RNA, 1200 nt
Organism: Schistocerca cancellata (South American locust)
Lineage: Eukaryota; Metazoa; Arthropoda; Insecta; Orthoptera; Acrididae
Product: trypsin-1-like
Exons: 4
Coding region: 1-1200 (399 amino acids)
Biological process (GO): proteolysis
Molecular function (GO): serine-type endopeptidase activity
Source: RefSeq, a predicted model, not a curated record